Exserohilum turcica Et28A is the source of this 1035-nucleotide messenger RNA. RefSeq lists its product as uncharacterized. NCBI's taxonomy places the organism in Eukaryota, Fungi, Ascomycota, Dothideomycetes, Pleosporales, Pleosporaceae. The transcript has 6 exons. The record is from RefSeq and is a predicted model, not a curated record. Gene Ontology annotation, molecular function: oxidoreductase activity. The coding region runs from base 1 to 1035 and encodes 344 amino acids.
AUGUCUAAACCAACUCCUCCAUUCGGCUUCAAGCCAAAGGCUGCCUCCUUGCUGGAUUUCCACCGUGUCAUGGCGCCCACUGCUGGCGACAUGAUGGGCAAAUGUGACAAGAAGACGGUAUUCGAGAUUUUGGACUUGUUCCAUGACCAAGGCGGUAAUUUUAUCGACACUGCAAACAACUACCAAUUCGAAGAAUCCGAGAAAUGGAUUGGUGAGUGGAUGAAGGAGCGUGGUGUUCGGGACCAGAUGAUCGUGGCUACAAAAUACACGACAUGUUUCCCCGACCCAACCAAUGCGCCGCCACGACAAAAGAUCAACUAUGGCGGAAACAGCACCAAGUCGCUCCGUGUAUCGCUCGAGGCGUCUUUGAAGAAGCUUCAGACCGACUACAUUGACCUGUUGUACGUGCACUGGUGGGAUUAUACUACGAGCAUCCCAGAGGUUAUGCAGUCUCUCAAUGCGCUGGUGAACAGCGGAAAGGUGUUGUACCUUGGUGUCAGUGACACACCCGCAUGGGUUGUCAGUAAGGCCAAUGAAUAUGCCCGAAACCAUGGCCUGCGCGGAUUCAGCGUCUAUCAGGGCCGCUGGUCUGCAGCUGACCAGAAGCGCAAGAGCAACGAACAAGGCCGCAACUUUGGUCCUGCUUCGGAAAAGCACAUUGCCAUUUCGAAGAAGCUUGAAGCAAUUGCAAAGCAGAAGAAUACGCAGAUUACAAGCAUCGCGCUUGCAUACGUACGUCACAAGUAUCCUUACGUCUACCCGAUUGUUGGUGGCCGCAAGGUCGAACACCUCAAGGGCAAUAUCGAGGCGCUAGCGAUCGAGUUGAGCGAUGAAGAGGUUGUCGACAUCGAUUCGGCUGUUCCGUUCGAAAUCGGCUUCCCCAUGAAUAUGAUGUUCGAGUUUGGGGGCGCCCAGUACAAGCACACCAUGACGAGCUCAGAUAUUGCACUUUUGCAGUUUGCAGGUCCAUUGGAUAGUGUACCUCACCAACAGGGACCCAAGCCGCACCCGCUGGAAGGACAUGGAGGCAAUUGA